Ectocarpus sp. CCAP 1310/34 is the source of this 2689-nucleotide messenger RNA. The record is from the annotation of a GenBank genome assembly. NCBI's taxonomy places the organism in Eukaryota, Phaeophyceae, Ectocarpales, Ectocarpaceae.
CUCCAACAGUUGCCUCUCGCUCACAAACAGAAAGGGGAAGCCCCUAUCCCACGAGGGACAAGGUGUUGAUGUCGUCAUCGAAAAAACGGAAAGCCCCGGAUGCUUCUCCUCCCGCAAAUUCUUCCACCGGUCCGGCUGCUGCUGCUGCUGCGGCUGCCCCGGAUGCCGCUGCUGCUGCUGUGACGGAGAAGCCGUUGGUUCGGGCCACUCAGCAGGGACUGAAGGAGAUGCGGUACAGGAUCAGCACCGUGGUGGAUGAGACGACAAAGAAGAGCCUGGCUGGGAAGAAGAGCGGAAGCAGCGCCGACGCCGCCGUCGUCGCGCCAACACAAGGCGCGGCGACGACGGCCUACCUCAAGGCCUUCCAGGCGGCCGUCGCCGACAAGGUGCGGGACCUCUGCGAGGUGCAGGACGCCCGCGAGUCCCGGGAGGAGGACGAGCUCGUCGGGGAGAUCUUCCAGUUUAGCCAUGACCUCAGGGCCGCGAGGAGCAGGCUCUACGACACGCGCUCGCGCGUCUCGCGCCUGGCGGUAGACACCUGCAGGGACGCCCUGCGCGUCUCCAAGGCUGCCGACGACCGCGCCUGCGCCGUCCUGGAGGCCAGCACCGCGCACGCGCGCAGGGAGAGCGAGACGGGCGGGCCUCUGCCGCUCCGGAUCGACGAUGCCGCCAGCAACGGCGGUGGCGGUAGCGAUGACGAUGAUCUCGAGAACGGCGGCAGCCGCAGCGGGGGUGGUAUCUUCCAGGGCCUGGAGACAGGGGUCGUGGAGCCCAAGGUCUCGGCCCUUAUCGGGAAGUUGGCGGAGCUGCCCGGGCCGCUCAAGUCCGUCCUGCAGGAGAUCCCCGAGCUGACGGCCUCGCUCGCCGUCUCGGUCCAGGAGGCGGAGGCCGCCAUCAAGGCAGGGCAGAGCAGAACGGAGGCGCUGCUGGGCAAGGCGCCGCCGACGCCGCUGUCCAGCAAGAAGGGGAAGGGGGCGGCGGGGCCGGGGGCCGCGGGGGCGAACGUGGUAGAGGACGAGCGAUACCCGCCGGAGGACGCACGGGCGGCGGCGAGGGAGGCAAGGGUCCAGCAAGCGCGGAAGGAGUGGGAGGCGAUCGGAGUCGGGGUGGUGGGCGGUAUCUUCAACUAACCGGUCGGUUGGUUGGUUGGAAGAACGAAAAGGGGGAGGGAGAACGCUUGCGAUGGUUUUCCUGAACAGCUGGGCUUCUUUUGGGACGGGAGCAGACUGCUGCUUCUAUCGGAGGGUCGGCACGCCGGCCCUCUCUUACGCACGGUCGGUGUCGUAGCGCUGUUUUUGUGUUUGUUGUUGUGUCGUCAGUAGAUGCUCGAGCUCUUCCAACUGCUGCCCUCCAAUAAAUGGACAGGUUGGUUGACUCCAGCUAUCUUGCGCUCGGGUGAAGUUUGCUUCUUGUCAGAGUCGCCCGGUGUUCUCACAGCUGCUCGCAUUAUCGUUUCCUCUGCACGGAACUGAAGUGUUUUGGCCUGUGCACGGCAUUUGCGGGCAGGGUGCGCGCAUAGUUGUUGCUGCGACGUUGAUCCUCCUGUUGCACUCUUCGAUAUGUCGUAUGUCGGCUCUUUCGUCCUAGUGAUCGUUCAAGUAGUGGCCUCAGCUUGAGACUUGGAGCGUUGAGAGCGUAUCUGACAUCCUGGCACUGGCUUUGAACGGACAUGUUUGCUUUCUUGCCCUUAUUCGUGGCGUAAUGUGUUCUUACACUUGGGACGUGAUUUGCGAUGUAUUUUUCUCGGCAUUUUCUUUUGUUGGCCUGCCCUAAAUGACAUGGAUUGUGCUCGUCACGAAACAAGUAUUACCAAGGCGGCUGUUUUUCGUAACGUGUGCCCACCCGCAUCAUCUGGUGUAUUAAUAUCCAACCGGUCCGUCUAAUGGUCAACAACGUGUGAGACCGGGCGGGUUUUGACUCUGGUGAUGCUACAGUACUGGAGGCGGAGUACGAAGGCAGAGUAGCGUAAGAAGAGUUCCUUUGUACCAACCGUGUCUUCCGAAGCGUUGUGUGUUGAAAAAGGCUAGAGGAGUCCACCUGUAUGUCUUGUUGAAAUGAAGAGCCCACCGAAAGUUGACUUCGUUUCCCGUUAGUCGCUCCACUCGACGUUAGGACUCUGUUGAUCCCAUCAAGUUGACACGCAGACGUUGUUGGUCCUGCCGGCGUUUUUCUUUCGCCUUUGAAGGCACUUAUAUUCCUGUUGGUUCGAAGGUCGAGACAUGGCGUAUUUGCGUUCGAGAGAGUAAUGAUCGAGCUCCGUUUUGAACGCACGAAAUGUGCGCGCGGGGGGUUGUUGUUGCUGUCUGGAGAUCGUCUAUCGGGUGUACCUGGUUUUGAUUUGCGAUGGACGUGUGGUCUUGGUGUGUUGAUGUGCACCGCACCGGCGAAACCUUGUCGCGGCGUUAGCUGGUUCUGGCGCCUUGCCCGAAUACGGCAAACUUUUUUGUUUUUGUUUUUGGAAUGCAGGACUGCUGCCUGUAGCUAUUGUUUGCGGUAGAUUCGGAACGAGACGGAUAGGGCGUUGUAUGAUAGACCUUCUGGUUAUUUUCGGUCUGAUUUUUUCCUUGUUUUUCUUUUUUUUUCGUCGGGGAUUGGCUUCGUUGGUUGGUCAACGCGCGACUGCUGUGUCCUUGUACAUGGACAGGACCACCGCUGUAUGGAAAGCACGGUCAAGAUGUGCGACCUCUAU